This is a messenger RNA of Echinops telfairi (small Madagascar hedgehog), 1327 nucleotides long. RefSeq names its product N-methylpurine DNA glycosylase (gene MPG). Gene Ontology annotation, biological process: base-excision repair. The transcript is spliced from 3 exons. The record is from RefSeq and is a predicted model, not a curated record. Gene Ontology annotation, molecular function: alkylbase DNA N-glycosylase activity; DNA binding. NCBI's taxonomy places the organism in Eukaryota, Metazoa, Chordata, Mammalia, Afrosoricida, Tenrecidae. Bases 400 to 1266 code for a protein of 288 amino acids.
CAUACUGGGCCCCAGACACUUCCUGUCUGUAUUUUUAAAUUCUGAGUCGGGGUGAGGGGCCAAAGGGCAAAGUUCAGGAACAAGCUCAGGAAGUCUGCUCCUUGUGUGAGGAGCAGAAAGCAGGAGGGGGGCGGGGGCGCAGGCAGGCAGGCCUGCUGGCCAAGUUCAGCAUCACUGCCCCAUGAGAAGCCUUGGGGUGCCACCCUGAGUCCUGCGGAUGUGCCUCCUGCUCUGUCUCAGCCCUCCUGCCAGCCUAGGCCACUUCUCAUGCAGCUCAGAGAAUCCACCCAGCCGUGCCCGCCUGUCCCCACGGGGGUCCCAGGUGCUGUCCUGCCCUGGGUGCAGGCAUUCUGUCGGCGCCUCCUGUUGGUUCCAUGAGGUGGCCGCCCCUAGUUGUAGAUGAGAAAGCCGGCAGGGCCACCCCUCAGCUGGGCUCUGACCGACCCCUCACCUGCCGCAUUCCUGUUGCAGCUUUUACGCAGGGCCAGGCAGAAGCAGCGCCUGGCAGAAGCAGAGCCACCGGACACAGCCAGGAUGCCACCCAGCAAAAAGCCCUGCUCAGGACCACCCGCCACCCUCAGCCCCCAGCGCAGCAUCUACUUCCUGAGCCCACGGGAACCCCCUGCCCGGCUGGGACCUGAGUUCUUUAACCAGCCUGCGGUUGCCCUAGCCCAGGCGUUUCUGGGGCAGGUCCUGGUGCGGCAGCUGGCUGACCACACGGAGCUCCGGGGUCGGAUUGUGGAGACUGAGGCAUACCUGGGCCCUGAUGACGAGGCGGCUCACUCGAGGGGCGGCCGGCAGACAGCCCGGAACCGCGGCAUGUUCAUGAAACCGGGCACCCUGUACGUGUACAUCAUCUACGGCAUGUACUUCUGCAUGAACGUGUCCAGCCAAGGGGACGGGGCGUGUGUCCUGCUGCGGGCCCUGGAGCCCCUGGAGGGCCUGGAGAGCAUGAGGCAGCUGCGGAGCUCCCUGGGCAAGGGCACCUCUGGGCGCACCCUCAAGGACCGCCAGCUCUGCAGUGGCCCCUCCAAGCUGUGCCAGGCCCUGGCCAUCGAUAAGAGCUUCGACCAGCGUGACCUGGCGACGGACGGGGCAGUGUGGAUGGAGCCCGGCCCCCCAGGGCCUGAACCCACCGUGGUGGCUGCAGCCCGGGUGGGCAUCGGUCAAGCGGGGGAGUGGACCCACAAGGCCCUGCGCUUCUACGUGCAGGGCAGCCCCUUUGUCAGCGUGGUGGACAGGGCGGCUGAGCGGGUGCAGCCCUGAACUGAGGCCCACCAGGUGGUUUUUACUUGUUUAGGCUACAAAUAAAUGCUCUUGUUCUAGA